Molecule: messenger RNA, 11742 nt
Organism: Struthio camelus australis
Lineage: Eukaryota; Metazoa; Chordata; Aves; Struthioniformes; Struthionidae
Source: RefSeq, a predicted model, not a curated record
GAGCAGGAGCGGCUGACGGGGCAGAGUCCCUGGCACCUGGGGCACGGAGCAGGGGCAGAUAACGGGGCAGGGACUCAGGUGUCCCAGACGUGGAACGGGACAAGGACCCAGGCGUCUGGUAGCUCUGCCCUGCACCUUACUGCAGUUUUUGUCAUGGCUCUCAGACAGCCGAAAGCUGAGGCCUUCUGCCAGCAAGCACCCAUCUUCCUCGACUACCUGCGCAGCAUCCUGCAGAAGUACCCCGAUGGGGGGCAGAUCCUCAAGGGUGCUCCUACCUGGCCUGGCUGGGUUAUUCCUGCCCCCUAACCUGGAGCCUGCCCUGGACAAUCUCCUGCAGGACAUUGCCAAGGCGGGUCUCUUCCCCAACCUGGUUCUGCUGGACCCGGCCAUGACUGCCCGGACCCUGCACUCAGCUCUGCCUCCAACCUGGACAUCGCAGUCCUCAAGCCUGGUGACCUGGUGCCCAGCCCCAGGCCCCCCCCAGCCCCCAGCCCCAUGGCUUCCAGCCCUGUGGCUCUUCCUGGCCAACCACAUGGAAGACCUGGGCCCUGUGGAGGGGCUCCCCCUGGUUCCUCUGUCCCUACCGGGUGCCCCCAGAACCCGUCUGGCCCCACUGAUACCCCAGUCUGGCCUUAUCUUCCAGGUGUGGGAGGACCAGUGCCUGCCACCCACUGUGGCCCCCAUUCUGGAGGCCCUGGGCUGCCCCGUGGUGCCCCCAGGCAUAUGGCACCGCUCUCUGUCCCGCUACAUCCUGCCCCCAUCCCCCCUAAAUGCUCUGCGGGCCCUGGGCAUGCGGAGGGCUGAAGACGUGGCCUCCCGCCUGGCCUCACUGCCCGCUGCAGCUGUGGACACCCUCCGGCUCUACCUAGCAGAUGUCCCAUCCCUGGCAGAGCCAGAGAGAGCCAUACUGGCCACUCUGCCUCUCUUCAUCCCACUGCCCUGCCUGGCCACCCCACAGCCCACAGGGCUGCAGCCUGCCAGUGCCACCCCAGCACUGGAGCCAGAGCUGGAGCUGCCCAGAGAUGUAGUGCUGCCGAAGACUAUGUUGUGGUGCCGGGACGAAGCUGACCGGCAGCUCCUAGGGCGGCUCCAGAAAUCCUUUGUCAGUGCUGCCUAUGUGGCACUGGAGGGUAUCAGAGCUGUGGCCCAGGGUGCCUAUGCAGGGCGGGCAGCUGAGGCCCAGGGGCUGCUGUUUUGGGUGCUGCAGCAUGGAGAUACCCUCUUUGCACAGAGCCCCCCGCUCCAGCAGGCCUGCAGUAACCUGGCCUUCCUGGAGACCCCCAGUGGCCCUGUGCACCCACGGGACCUCUAUGACCCCUGUGAGAGUACCUUGCAAGUGCUGCUGGGCCCUGAACACUUCCCCCCUGCCUCCUUCUGCACUCCACUCAUUCUCCGUGCCUUGAGAGUCCUGGGCUUGCGGCAUGGCAAAGGUUGCCUGGUGCCUUCAGACAUCCUAGAGGCUGCAACAACUGUGAGUCAGGGUGGUGGGGCGGCUCUGGACAAGGCUAAGGCGCUGAUCAAAGUCUGCAAUCACCACAAGGCACUGGCUGGCUUCAGUGCAAUGGAGCUUAGGCAGCUCUGUGCUCUGCCAUGGGUACCCCGCUCAGAGUGCACUGGAAAGCCUGAGCAGCCCUUCCUGCCCCCAAAGGACCUGCGAUCCAUCAGGUACAUGUAUCUGGUGGGGCUUGCCAUGCCUCUAACGGGUGUCUUCACGCUAGAGGCCGAGGAGAAGCUGGGGCUGUGCCAGGCCCCACCACCAGAGAGGGUAUGGGAGCAGCUGAGAUGCCUGGCAGGGUGCAGGGACACAGAUAAGGUAGUUCCUGCACUCCGGGCUAUCUACCAGCACAUGCAGGAAGAUCUGGGGACCUUUGGGGCUGCCCCAGAGGGUGCUGUGGUGUGGACUGGGGCUGGGUUUGUCCUACCAGGUGAUGCUGUGCUGGGCUACCCUGAGGAGCUGGACCUGGAGGCACUAGUGCCCCGGGUGCCCCCCGACUUCCUGCCCUACAGCUGCCUGUUCAGGGCUUGGGGAGUGGAGGCAAGGGUGAGUGAGGAGAGGGUGGUCACAGCCCUGCGCUGCCUGGGGCAGACCAUAGAUGCCCGCAGCUCUGGUUCUGGUACAGAGGCAGAGUUGAAGGUGGCUGUGGCUGUCCUGGAGUGGCUCAAGAACCAGGGCCACCGGGCUGAAGGCAUGGUGCCGGUGCCAGUGAGGGUCCCGGAGGGCUCUGGCUUCACCCUUCGUCCAGCUGCCUCUGCUGUGUACCUGGAUAUGGAGCUGGAGGCAGAGGAAGACAUGCAGGAGGUGGUGCACGAGGCAGUGCAAUGCAGCACAGCUGCAUUCCUUGGCACAGAGCUGCUCAGCACCCGGGUGCUGGGGCCAGAGCCGUUCACAGCCUGCGGACCUUCAGAGCCCAUCACCUUGCGGCUCCGCAACAUCCUCCAGGAGUAUUGUGAGGAAGGUGACCUUUUCACAGAGAUGGUUCAGAACGCAGAGGAUGCUGGAGCCACUGACUGCCGCUUCCUCCUGGACCUCCGACAGUGCAGAAAGGCCAUCACUGGGCUGCUAGACCCAGGCAUGGCUGCCUGCCAUGGCCCAGCCCUCUGGGCCUACAACAAUGCCCUGUUCACAGAGGAUGACCUCCGUAACAUCACUCGGGUCGGGGCGGCUACGAAGAAGCACCAGUCAGGCCGGAUUGGACGCUUUGGGCUGGGCUUCAACUGUGUCUACCGCAUCACAGAUGUGCCAGCUGUGUUGAGUGGGGCCACACUGCUCAUCUUCGACCCCAAUGGCACCCAUCUGGGCAACCACAUCCCCAAGACCGGCUGCCCUGGCAUCCGCCUAGACUUCUCCACUCGGCCCCGCAUCCUCCGUGCCUUCGCUGAGCAGUUCCGGCCCUACCAAGGUAUCUUUGGGUGCCAUCUGCCUGAACCAGGAGCCUUUCCAGGGACCCUUUUCCGCCUGCCUUUCCGCACCGAAGAGGAAGCUGUGACAUCACAGAUCUGCUCAGAGGCCUUUGGCACAGAGCGUAUCCGGUCCCUUGGCACUAGCUUCAUUGGCUCUAGCCGGCUCCUUCUGCUUUUCCUGCGGCGAGUGAAGGAGAUAUCCCUGGAGAUGCUGCCAGAUAUGGCCACCUCACCUGAGGAUGCUGUGUCUCUGGCCAUACUGCAGCGAAAGGAGAUCCGAGACUUGGGGGCCCCUGGGGAUCCCCCGAGCUGGGCAGCCAUUGAGCAGCUCACAGCCCAUGAGAAGACCUCCAAGACCACCUGGCACUACCUAGUUCUGGUGUGCCAGGGGGAUGGGGAGUCCCUGGAGCUGUUUCACCAGAGGACACAGGCAGGGCUCCAUAAUCUGCCCCCCAUGGCUGGUGUGGCUCUUCCCCUUGCCCUCACUGCAGAUGGCAAAUGGGUGCCGCGCAUGGGUGCUGAGGAAGGACAGGUCUUCUGCCACCUGCCCAUGCCAGUGGCCUCAGGGCUGCCCAUCCAUGUGCAUGGGGCCUUCAGCAUCCUCUCAAACCGUAAAGGGCUGUGGGACACGGCAGAGCAGGGCGAGUGGAACCGGGCACUGCUCCGGGAUGCCGUGCCGGCUGCUUGGCUUCGGGCACUGGCCCACCUCCGCACCCUGCAAGAGGCAGGUGAAUUGAAGAGCUAUGAGUAUCAUGUCUUCUGGCCAGACAUCAGCGCUGCCCGGUUCCCCUUUACUGAGGCAGUGGCUUGUUUCUACCAAGUUGUGGCAGCCAGGAAUGGCCCCAGGCUCUUCUCUGAUGGCUGCUCAUGGUGCCCACUGCAGGAUGCCCGCUUCCUGCACCGAGCUGUGGCCAGACACCCCAAGCUGGGGGCCGUGGCAGAACGUGUCUUCGCCACCACCUUGUCUCGUCCCCUGUUGGCUGUGGCCUUGCCAGAGCGGGUACAGAGGGGCCUUGGGAAAGCGGUGGCUGCUGGCACCUAUGACUGGCCUCGGUUUUACUGUGAGCUUGUGCUGCCCAACUUGGAAGACCUCUCCGUGGCUGACCGGGACCCACUGCUUCUCCACGCCAUGACGUUGUGUACAAGGAGACUGGGUCGGCUGGAGCAGCUGGGCAUGGUUCGGGACUUGUUGGCCCUGCCAGAGCUGCUGGAGCAGGCAAAGACAGUGAAGCAUAUCUGGACUCAGGACCAUGCCCAGGGAUGCCGGAAGGCUGCCUGCAUCCUUGAACUGCUUCAGGAUGCAGUGGAGCAGGGGGUGAACAACAUCAUGCAGGCUGCUUUCCGGACUGUGCCAUUCCUGCCUGGGACACUGCCCACUGGUGAACAUGUCCUGCUCCCAGCUGCCCAGCUCUACCAUCACCUCCAUGCCCCACUAGUGGGGCUCAUCCACCCUGUCUUGGCUCAUAAAGUGCUGGGAAAGGACUUCAGCCUCUCUGAAGAGAGCCUCCAGGACACCACCCACUGCUGCUAUGCUUACCUGGAUACGCUGCUCAAGAGAGAGCACACCAGCUGGGGCGAGGUGGCUGCUGCAGUGGCCCAAGGGGAGCCCUUCAUCUUGGUGGACUCCCACUUCGUGCCAGCCACAGCUGUGGCAGAGACUCUGCCAUUUGAGGCUGUCCCAUAUCUUUACCAGCUUCCGGCGCAGUACCGGCCCUACAGCCAACUCUGGGAGUGUGUGGGGCUGCGCCACACAUUCACCUGGAGCGAUUAUGCCCGGGUGCUUCGCAUCCUGGCUGAGAAGCAUGCUGGAGAGCCCCUGCCUGCCCCAGAGCUGGCCCUGGCCUUGCGGCUGAUAUCCUGUGGCUUGAUGACAGAUGGUGAAGAGCCAGAUGCCUAUCAGACCCAGCAACUCUUUCUGCCUGACCAUGAGGGUAUUUUGCGUCCGCGGGACAAACUCCACUUCAAUGACACGCCGUGGCUGCCAGUGGGCAAAGGGGCCAUGCUAUGCCAUGAACAGCUGGCCUGGGCCACAGCCCUGCGCUGCGGGGUGCCUACCACACGUCAUCAGGCACUGGAGAAGAGCCGGCUGCUGACGGCAAAUCUGAGUCUCUGGGCACAGCCAUUCGGAGCCCGUGAAGACCUGCCCACACGGCUGAAGAACAUCUUGGGCGAGUACCCAGCAUCCACUCGUGAUGUGGUGAUGGAGCUGCUCCAGAACGCGGAUGAUGCUGGUGCAGGGACUGUGCACUUCGUGUGGGAUCGCCGGCAGCACCCAGUGGAUGCCACCUUCAGUGAGGCCUGGAACACUCUGCAAGGCCCUGCGCUCUGCAUCUACAAUGACAGUCCCCUCCAGCAGCAAGACAUUGAAGGCAUCCAACGUCUGGGGGUGGGUGGCAAGCAGGGCCGGCAGGAUGUUACAGGCAAAUUUGGCCUUGGCUUCAACACUGUCUUCCACCUUACCGACUGCCCAGCCUUCCUUACUGGAGACAGCGCCCUGUGUGUCUUUGAUCCCCACCUCACCUACGUGCCUGGAGCCACAACUGAGAGCCCUGGCGGGAUGUUUGCUGUCAACCCUGAAUUUAAGAGGACCUUCCCAGAUGUCUAUGGCACCUUCCUGCCCUCCCUCUUUGACCUGAGCCAGGGUGUCCUUUUUCGGCUGCCCCUCCGCACUGCAGCUGGGGCUACCAGCUCCAAGGUGUCUGGCAUGGUUGUGCGGGACCAAGACCUUGUGGCCAUGCAGACAACACUAGUUGAGGAAGGUGGUGACUUGGUACUUUUCCUCCGGCACCUGCACACUGUGAUCUUCUCCGAGAUCCCCAUGGAUGGGGGACCAUUGGUCAAGAGGCUACAGGUGGCCAUAGAGCUGGCAGAGGAAGAUGCAGAGCUGAGACGGGGUUUCCAAGCCAGACUGAGCCAUGCUGUGGAUGGCGAUGGCCCCAUCUCUGUAUCCUACAUCAUGAAGGUCAAAACAAGCAAGGCCACGGCCAGUACUGUCUGGAGGGUGACUGCCCAAAUUGGGGUGCAGAAGGGGGCUGAGGAGUCUCCUGUGCCUGGGCGGAUGCCGUAUGGAGCUGUGGCCGCCUGCCUGAAGCCACUGGCCUUGGAAAAUCCCAUGGGCAAAGCUUUCUGCACCCUCCCACUGCCACUGACCACAGGGCUGCCUGUGCACAUUAAUGCCAACUUCUCUGUGGAUGCAGCCCGACGUGGCUUCCACCAGGACCCGGGCAGCACUGAAGCAGCCUGGAAUGGCUUCUUGCUCCGGUGCUUGGUGGCCCCAGUCUACUGUACCUUCCUCACCAAGCAGUGGAGAGCCCUGGGGCCUGAACAGCUCCAGUUCAGCUCCUUGAAUGUCUGCCAGCAGCACCUGACUCCCUGCUACCUCCGGUUCUUCCCUGCUGUGACAAACAGUGUGCCACCUACCUGGCAUGAGCUGGUGAGGGACAUCUACAGGCACCUCAGCCACACACGCCUGCCCUUGGUGCCCGUAUGCCAUGUGAAGCUACCUGACACAAUGGUAACAAUGGCCUGGGCAUCUCCAGGUGGCAGGGAUGCACUGACAGAACCAUAUUUCCUUGAGAGGGAGCCUGAGUCACCUCUCCGGGAUGUGCUGCAGCACUUGGACAUGAACUUGGUGCCAGCAUUCGCUCACCUGUGGCAGAUCUACCAGGAGCUUAGGGCAGCUGGUGUGGCAGCUGUGGCUUUGCAGCCAGCUUCUCUCCGGUGCUUCCUCAAGGCCCUGGCACUCCCUUUGCCUUGCCUGCUUGCCGAGACACCCCUGAGGACCCCGAAAAGCUGCUCCAUCCUGCUGCAACACUGCCUGGAGCCCACAGAGGACGUCAGGACAGAGCUGGAGGGUCUACCCUUGCUGGCCAUGCAAGAUGGCUGUCUACGUGCUCUCAGCACACACCAGCCAGUCUUAUGCAGCUCCUUUGCCUACCUCUUUCCCCACCACAGCCACAGCUUUGCCAACAGCCUUGUGGCUGUCAUGGCCCCGCCUGGCUUUGUGCAGGACCUUGGCCUCCCAGAGGCCACGCCACUCAUCCAGGAGGCACUAGGACAGCUGGACUGGACCACAGAGGGGCAGAAGUGGCUGAAGGGGCUAUGGGAUUUCUUUGACGCUGUGAUCUACAAGGCCACACAGGCCAACAAGGAGAAGUUGGAGGCAGCCAUGAACGCAUUCAUAGACCAUCUCCAAGAUGCAGUGUUGCUGCCUGUGCAAAGACAUGACAAAGACUCAAAGUGCACUUUGGUGCCACUGUCCUCCCUCCCCAAUGUUCUCUAUGAUUGUGACAGGGAUGUAGCCAAGGUACUGCACAAGCUGGGCAUCCCUGUGCUCCAGAAAUUUCUGCUGCCCUUUCACUUUGCUUACCACUGCCUCAAGCCACGGGCCCUGCAGGCCACGAAGCCCACGGCUGUGCUGGCCUGGCUGGCAAACACCGUUGCUGAUCUCUGCUGGAGGGACCUAGAAGCAUUCGAGGUGACUGUCCUGCUGCGCUUCUUCACUCAGGAGAGGCUGGACUGGCAGGCACUGGAGCAUCUCCGGCACCUGCCUCUAUUCCAGAACCAUAGUGGAGACCACGUGGCUGUGGCACCCUACCGCAAGGUGAUGAUGUUCAACAGCCAGUUCCCAAAAAUGCCUCCAGGUGCCCAAGCCCUGUACAGCCUGGAAAAGGACAUGUUGUUGCUCAAAGAAGACCUGAUCCACCAGCAGCUUGCCAGGCAUUUAGGAUGGGAGGCCACAGAUGACCGGCAGCUUUUCAUGACUGUGGUGCUUCCCCGGCUGCCCCAGCUCACAGCGCUAGAGCUUGUGAAUGCUGUGCAGCUGUUCUUAACCUUGCAACACGCCUAUGAGGGUGAAUUCGGGCAGGAUGCCGUGGCAGCCUUUCAGACUGUGGCCUUCAUACCUGAUUCCCAUGGCACGCUGCACCAGGCAUCCUACUUCUAUGAUAACAGUCCUUCCCUCUGCACGCUACAGCUCCAGCACCGCUUUGUGCCUGAGUUCUUCUUCAAGGCGCUGGGUGCCAACCAGGCAGCUGCUAGGACCUUCAUGCUCCAGGCAGGUGUCCGCACCAGCCUCUCUGCAGAAGACUUUGUGGUACUGGCCCUGGAGAUAGAGCGUGAAGCCUCCCAGACCGAGGGCCGUGCUGAAGAACUGCCCCAGCGACAAGAGGAGAUGUUCAAACAACUUGUCAUCCUGUUAGACACCCCGUUGCCAAAGGGUUUCCUGGAGCAAAUUGCCUCCAUCCACUUCCUGUCUCCACUGGCAGUGCCCCAAUGCUUGAGGGAGCUCCACCCUCCCUUUGCAGCCUGCACACAGCCUGUGACCCUGAAGGGCAGUGUUUACUAUGACUUCCAAGAUGUGGCUGAGCUCCUGUGGACAUCAGCCACUAUCCUGCCAUUGUCUGACAUACCUGAGAAGAAGCUGGGCCUCCUGAAGGCUAUAGGAGUCCUUGUGGAGAUACCCACUGCCCUGGUGGUGGCCAACCUGGAGCAGGUGUGCAGAGCAGCCUGCUGGACACCAGAGCAGAUGGACACACGGACCAAGGUUCUCCAGAAGAUGUACAACUUCUUGCAGAGCCGGCUGAAGGAGGUGGAUGCAGGGCGGCUCGCUGAGCUGCCUGUGGUGCUGACCAAGAUGGGGGGCAUGGCCACACCACAGCAAGUGGUAACAUCACUCCCAGAUGAGGUUGACUUUCAUCCCUAUCUCCUCGUGCCUGACCCCCUCAUGGCCUUCUACAGAGACCUUCUGAAGCACCUUGGGGUGGCCCCAUGCCCCACACUGGCCCACUACAGCCAUGUCUUGGCCCAAAUCUACCAGGACAGCCAAGCCAAGGGGACCCUCCAUGCCAUUCAGAAGAAAACAGUCCUGCUGGCCACAUGGCACCUCUUCCAGCUGCUACAGGAGACACCAGUGCCCCCUGAUUUUUCUGCUGUGCCUGAGUUGUACUUGCUGAGCACUGCUGACUGCCUAGAGCCAUCCCACAAGCUCUUCUUCAAUGACUGUGUGUCCUCAAGAACCUACUGGGCUUUGAGGAAGACCUUUGUUUUCAUGGCUGAACUGCCCAGGACUGGGUUCAACUGGCACCUCCUGCAAAAGUUGCCCCAGCGCCUGCGGCCACGGGCACUCUCAGAGGUGCUGGAGCAACGACUGGAGGAGGGCAGCCUGCAGCCAUGCCGCUACGGUCCCCACUGCCAGGAACAGAAGCGUCUACAGACCCUCCUGGUAUCCCCAUGGUUCAGGAUGGGACUGGAGGCCCUGCUCCAGUGGCAGAGCCACAGGGGGAUGAUGAGAAUGGAGGAGUCCAGUGGCUUUACAGUAGAACAGUUGGAAGUGCAGUGCUGUGAGGACAUCCGCACUGUGCUGGUCCAUUGUGGUGCAAAGGUGGAGGGCAGCUCCCAGUCACGGGCCGUCCAUGUGUGCCUGGCUGGUGGUGCCCGGCGGCUUAUCUACCUGCGGCAUGCAGAGACGAGGCUGGACCGGCACCAUCUGAGGGCCCUGGAGAUGCUAGUGCAGGUGAUUAAUGAACUUCUGGGAGGGCAGCUGGCGGCACCUGCCUUGUCUGUGCUGCGGGAGAUGCUGGUGUGCCAGGAGCCUCAGGAUGUGGCCAGUGUCCUGGAGGAGAAUGAUGUGGCACUGGCAGAUGCUGCACCAGAGCCAUAGGAGGCCAUGGUGCUGGAGCCAGGGCCAGGGCUGGAGGGAGAGACCGCAGAAGGCUAUGGGGCCAGAGAAAGAGGGAAAGCCACAGCAGGACUGGCAUAGCCCAACACUGGAGGAGAUGAAGGGUGAUGUGGAUCAGAGCCUGGCAGUCUUGUGGCAGCUGCCUGCUGUGAAGUGGAUGAAGGCAUUGCUGUACCUCUGCCUCCAGUACUGCCCAUAGAGGAACCCAGAGCAGCCUGAGUAGUUGCUAUAUAGAAGUGUUUGGAGGAACCUGCUGCUGCAGCAGAAAGGAUUCCUGUGAGGGGACACUUCUCUGAAAGGCCUGUUGCUAUACACUGGGCAUGGUGUACAGGAAAGCCCUUCUCUCCCUCUCUCCUUUAAUUUUAAUUUUUUUUUCCCCAAACACGCCUUUUCCCUGUUACAGUCAAUGUCUGGCAUCAGCUAUGGACACUGCAAAUAAAUCUUGGAGUAUGUUUCGAUAUCCAGAUGCUUACCGGCUCUGCCCAUGGUAUCUAGGAAAAAUGCUCAUUUUUGAAAGAGUGGGAGCCUUUCUCCAAUCUCGGUCCAUUCUUCUAACAGAAAACGUGGCUACUGUAAGUCAAAUGUUUCUGUAGGUGUUUUUGAAAUCAACUCUUGACAGCAAAAAAAUGUUCCUUCCUGCCCCAAGCAAAAGCUCAAUUCCCAGUAUCUUUUUUUCAUACCAUCUCUCCCCUCCUCCUCCUUCCAGAUAGAGGAACUGUUUCACCCAUGAUCUAUUAUGACAAAUACAUCGUAAUUUUGAGUGUUUAUAGGCUUUUGUUUACCAAUUUGCCUGGUCAAAUCUUGGGCAAAGGGAAGGUACCUUGGGCAAGGUACCACCAUCCAACAGACAAAAACUCCCUACUUGUGGGAAAUCUUGAUCACAUAGUUUAAUACAAAUCAGUCUCCAGAUAUUAUGGUGAGGAGGACAAGAUGAAAACUUAUAUGGAAGGAAAUAAAAUUGUCUUCCUCUUACAUCUGAGUUACCCCGCUCAAGAGGCUGAAAGAUGGUUUUGUUCAGUCUGGAGAAGUGAGGGCUGCAGGGUGAAUCUUUCUUCCUGUCCUCAGCUACCUUAUGGGUGAUUACACGGUUACAGAGAAGAUGGAACUGGACUCUUCUCUGAGGUGCACAGCAAAAGGCCCUCAGGCAACAGACACAAGUUGCAUCAAGUAAAAUCCCAACUGGAUAUUGGGGGGAAAAAAAUCAUACUGAAGAGAUCAAACAUCAGAACAGAGGUCCAGAAAAGAUCUGGGGAAUCUCUUUCUUGGAGCUAUUGAAAGCUCACCUGCACAUGGCCCUGAGAAACUGGAUGUAACAUCAAAACUAGCAGGGGUUGGACCACAGACCUCCAGAUGACCUUACUGACCUAUACUAUUCUGUGAGUCCACACUCUCCCCUUACAACCCCAUUAUCAAUGUCUGUUAUUCUAGUGCUGUUUACACUCAGCCUCUCUAGCAAUGAUUCCUGGGGGCUCAGCAUGAGUAAAAUAAAAGAAAGUCAGCUAAACCACGGCACCAGAUUUUGGCUUUGCUGGUAACAACUACACAUUAUGACUCCCUUUAGGUUCCCAUCACACUCAGCUCUUCCUCAGCUUUUAUUGUCAGCAGUAUUGCACUACUGUUCUGAAAGGCAACUCUAGGCUAAUAUUGCCUCAUGCUGUAAUCAUAGUCUACCUGAUAACCAAAGGAUGACAAAGGACUGUGUGCACAAAGAAUUGCAAAACCCCAGGAAGGAAAAUGCACUGAAGGAUAACAAGGUGAUACUGGGCUGAUGAGUCUAGACAGUGCUUACAUGACUUAACAAAUAAAAUGGGACUGAUCUGACUGGGGAAUUUCCUGAGCUGGUCAGGUGAUUGAGUUGCUUGCCUGAAGAAACCAUGCUCUGGUUCCUGCAAACUUGCCUGGUAUCUAUGGUUUUGUAAGUAGCUGUGCACCUACCUUAGCUCACUAUUACUGGAUAGCUGGGUUUAUUGUCGUUUCGACUGGAAUCAUCAUCACAGAAUCACAGAAUGGUUGAGGUUGGAAGGGACCUCUGGAGAUCAUCUAGUCCAACUCCCCUGCUCAAGCAGGUUCACCUAGACCAUGUUGUCCAGAAUUGUGUCCAGGCAGCUUUUGAAUAUCUCCAAGGAACAACACUCCACAACCUCUCUGGGCAGCCUCUUCCA